Molecule: messenger RNA, 2204 nt
Organism: Aspergillus wentii DTO 134E9
Lineage: Eukaryota; Fungi; Ascomycota; Eurotiomycetes; Eurotiales; Aspergillaceae
Exons: 6
Coding region: 175-2112 (645 amino acids)
Molecular function (GO): flavin adenine dinucleotide binding; monooxygenase activity
Source: RefSeq, a predicted model, not a curated record
GAAUAUCGAACUUGAAUCUACGAGUAAUUAAAUUAGGCAAAAGUCUUAUCCUAACUGGGUCGCAUCACCAAGGCUCGGGCCUAACCGAGCUGAAGCCCCCAACUUAAAUGACAGUUGACAUUUCCUGGGGUUUCCGCUUUUCUGUAACCAUAUCCAAAUAACUUAUCGAUCAUCAUGUCUGGCAAUACCAAUGCAUCACGCAAGGAUGCCCCGCCCAGGGCAGACCUGCGGACCAUGAUGGCGCAGCAGCCACUUCCGGUCAUCGCAACUGGAAUGAUAGACGCAGCAUCCAUGUCGGGUGAUAAAUCGACUGAGAAGGUUAGGGAGUUAUUAGAUAACUUCAAUACUGCACUGGCCAAUGGAGAUGCAAAAACCCUCGAACACUGCUUUUUUCCAACACAGGCAUAUUGGAAAGAUCAGCUGGCGCUCACGUAUCACCUGCGCACAUUUACCACUGCGAGUGUUAUUGCUGCGGCGUUGUUGGAGACGAAGGCAUUGAGAGGUGCCACGGAAAUUGUUGUCCAGGGCACGGCGCAGUUUAUUCCAGCCACGCCUAGCCUUCAAUUUAUUGAUUGUGGUAUACUAUUCAGAACUUCUUCACCAGGUGCUACGUGUACAGGAAAAAUAAUGCUACUGCCUGUCGAAAGCCAGAGCGGAAUCCAAUGGAAGAUUUGGAUUCUAAGCACGAUGCUUGACAAUUUGGAUUUACAGCGAGAGGAUCCGUCGCUGCUGCACUCUGCUGCGAGGCAAUUAAAAGGGGUUGAGAGCUUCGAAGCGGAUGUAUUCAUCAUUGGGGGAGGAAAUGCUGCCAUUGCACUCGCUGCGCGACUCAAAGCAUUAGGAGUGGAUAGUGUCAUGGCUGAACGAAAUGCCCAAGUCGGAGAUAACUGGGCUCUGCGAUACGACUGCAUGCGCUUCCAUAUCCCAACAUCAGUGUGUGACCUGCCUUACAUGAGUUAUGAAAAGAGGCUUCGAACACCUCAUUUUCUCAGUCGCGAUGAUCUGGUUUCACAGGUCCGGCGAUAUGUAGACGCUUUCAACCUGAAUGUUAUUACUUCCACGCAGAUUCAGUCAACGCUGUAUGACUCGUUAGCCAAACGCUGGAUAGUCAAGUUUCAGACUCCAGAUGGCCAAUGUAUAGCGGUAUCCAAGCAUCUGGUUCAAGCAACAGGCUUUGGGUCGCAGAAGCCCAACCUUCCUUCGAUUCCGGAUAGGCAUUUAUACCAGGGAAUCAGCGUCCACUCGGCGCAGUACCAGAAUGCCAGACAACUGAGAGAGAAGGGGGCCGGAUCAGCUUUAGUAAUUGGCUCUGCCAACACAGCAUUCGAUAUACUCGAAGAUUGCCACGCAGCAGGACUCCAGACAACAAUGGUCGUCCGAUCACCAACAUACAUCGUGCCCGUUGAGCACAUCUGCGACGGGCGAGCUCUUGGAGCCUACGAUGGAGGCGUCGAGGCAGCCGAUAACAUCUUUCUAACUAUUCCGACAGUGGUGGAUAGCCAGAUAAGCUGUGGUCUAUUUGCGCAGCUGGCAGCUAAUGAACCUACACGAUAUGCCGCCCUUGCUGCGACUGGCUUUCCUGUUGUUGAUAGCACUCAUCCGGACUCAGUCCUGAUGCAUAAUCUUCUCGAGCGAGGUGGUGGUCAUUAUGUAAAUGUGGGCGGUACUAAGCUGCUGGCUGAGAGCAAAGCUGGUGUCAAGGCUGGGGUUGAGCCAGUUGCCUAUACUAAGACGGGACUACUUUUCUCAGAUGGGAGUACCCUCAACGCAGAUGCUAUCAUAUGGUGCACAGGAUUCGCCGACAAAGACGUACGAACAACUGCAUUGGAAAUCCUGGGAAACACUUCAAUCAGCAACGGAAACAAACAUAUCCUCGGCCUCCGCGAAAUCGCCAACCGUGUCGAUCCAACAUGGGGUGUUGACGCUGAAGGCGAGAUCAGAGGCAUGUGGAAGCGUCAAUCAGAUCUGGACAACUUCUGGGUUAUGGGUGGUCAUACACAACUGCAUCGGUGGCAUUCGAGGACGUUGGCAUUGCAGAUCAAGGCAGAGCUGGAGGGUGUUUUGCCACCUGCUUAUCUAGAGACACCAGUGAGGAUAUCGGCAAAGAUGUAGUCCAUUCUAUAUCAUACUGCAUGUACAUGGUUACCAUCUAAAUGUGCUCCAAGAUACGCAAUCAAAUAUCCUAAAGCGGAAGGUGAAUAGCC